CAACAUCGAAUCGAAAUGUCAAACGUCGUUUACAGAUUAAUUUCUAGAAGCUUGUGUGGUUUACCGGUUAAAAGUGUUAUAGUUCUUAAAAUUUAGUUAUAAUAUUGUUAUUAUUAUCGUGAAAUUAAAUACAUCUGCUACAUAGAUAAUUACGUAAUUACGAAUAACUCUCAAAAACCCUAAUUUUUUUCAAUACAUAUAAAUGUAAUCGCCAUUAUAGUACAAAUACCAUAAUGAGUAACAAAUGUUUUGUGCCAAACUGUAAAAAUACCACAGGAGUUCCUUUUCCGAAAAAUCAGACUAUUAAGCAAGUGUGGUUAGAUGUUUUAGAAUUAAAAAACCUCCCUCGACAAGAUAGUUUUGUUUGUUUGGAUCAUUUCGAACCCAACUCCGUAAACGCUGAAGAAAUAUGUGAUACAAAGUGUAUCAAUAAAAUCAAAAAAGGUGCAAUACCCACAAUUAGAAACCCAACAAAAAUUAAUAAAUAUGAAGAGAAACUGGAACAAGACCCUAAGGAUUCACUACAAGAAAAAGAUGUGAAGACUUGUAGGGCUUGUAUGUCUGAAAAAGAUGUGGAAAUAAGCAUACUCGACUACAUAGAAGAUGAUGUUACAGUUAUGUCUACUUUAAUGUUGUGUGCUUUCCCUUUGGAGAUAUCCAAACAUGAUAAACUACCAAAACACAUCUGUAACAGCUGUUUAAAUUCUUUAAAGAAUGCUCACGAAUUUAGAAAAAAGUGCUUAGUUAGUGAUGAAAUUCUUCAUGAAAGGUUAACAAGGAAACGUCGAAUAUCUACUGAUAAUGAAGAGGAUAAUAAAAAGCAGAAAACAGUAACUCAUUUUGUUUCUGAUACAGGUGGAAGAUCUUUAGUGAUAAAACCUGAAAGUGAUAGAACAAAGAUUGCCAGUUUGGAUUUGCCUGAAGAUGAUAAUGCUUUUGAGGUGCUAUAUGAAGCAAUGGAAGAUAUUCAAGAAGAAAAUGAAGAAUGUAGCAUAACAGAAGAUAAUGGUAAGGAGGAAGAAACUGAUGGUGAUCCAUUAGAAUUUGUACUUGAAAGUAAAAUUCAAAUUAAGACUGAAAAGAAGAGUUUGACAGAGUCUGAAACUGAGGAGGGAUGUGGAGAUAAGAAUCAAAAUGUGGAAAAUGCCCAGCAAAGGAAAAGAAUUCAAAGGAUAACAGUAGUGAAAAAUCUCGGAGAUAAAGAACACUCUUUCACACCAAUUAAACUUCAAAAACAAGUUGUUUCUGCUGUAGAUGAAAUAGAGAAGACCAUGGAAGUAAUUCAUGGGCCCGAUACUGUACUCAUUGAAGAGGACAUGUCUCCUACUCAAAAAGAACUGACAAAUAAAGAGAAGUCCUCCACUGAGGAUAUUAUUUCCACUUUAUCUGAAGGCAGUUCUACAAAUAUGACAACCAAAAAAGUAAUUAUUCCUGGUGUUAAAAGGCAACACUACAAUAAUAUUAAUGUGAAAUCAGAGCAGCAACCCCAUCCAAAGAAGAAAAUCGUCGUCAAAACUGCAUCGGUGUCAACAAUACGAAAAGAGCAUUCGUCAGGUAAUGUUAAACUUCCAAAAGACAUUAAAAUAAAAGCUGUUGAAAAAUAUGAGUCCACAGUGGGUAGAUUUCCUUGUAAUCUUCGAGAAGGUGUCUAUGACACUGUCUUUGUCAUGGCUGAUAACUACCUUUUUGAAUAUGGACUCUUAAAGAACAGCGUGAGACAUUUAAAAUGUGCUGUCCCUAAUUGUGGUGCUCAUGCGGAACAAAAAAUAAUUGGAGACACCUUUGACAAUUAUUUGGUUGUAAAAAUACCCCAUAAUCAUCCAUCUCCGAAUGAAGCUACAAAAAAGAAGCAAAUGUUCUUAAGUGUUAUGAGAAGAAAAAUUCAAACAGAUAAAACUCUAAAUAUCAGAAGUAUUUACGAAGACGUUUGUUUACAAGAUCCUCAAAUUCGUAGCCUGGUACCGCUUCGUAACGUGAUAAACGAGGUUUGUCGUCACCAGUUGGCACAAAAGACGCCACCCAUAAAUUCGUUUGAAGACUUUUAUAAGCACAUAGAAAAAGACUACUUCGAAAAGUUGCAUUUCACACAUAGCAAUCAACAAUUUUACCAGGAAAAGUUCCACAGUGACGAUGGCGGAAUGGCCAUCGUUUUCGCCAACAGUGACGUUAUCCAGCAACUGUCCGACAGUAAAAUUAUGUACGUGGACGCCUCCUUCAAGAUUGACACACACGAAGACUUUAAAUAUCAACUGGUCACCGUUUUGGUAUGGAUUGAUGACAGUUAUUAUCCAAUUCUGUUCGCCAUUAUCAACAAAAAGACUCAAGAAAUCUUCAAAAUGAUUUUCUCAUAUUUAUACACGGUUUUGGCCCCUUCUUUACGCCCCCUGGAAAUAAUAACUGACUAUGAAGCAAAUCUUUACUAUGCUUUAGCUGAAGUUUACGUGGAUUCGAACAUUGGAGGUUCUGUUUUUUAUUAUACCCAAAAUUUAUAUAAAAAAGUAUGCUCCCUGAAUCUAUCUCGAGAUCUAGAAACCAAUUCUUUCUUUCGGAACAUCUACCACAUGCUUCUUAUGCUUCCCCUUUUGCCUGUCAACACGAUUCUGGACGGCCUCAAUAACAUAGAACUAGAGGCAAGACACAUGAACAUUUCGGACUUGGUGAGACCCCUUUUCGAUCACAUACGAUCGCAGUGGAUCAUAAACGUGACCCCAGAUCUCUUCUGUGUGCACAAGCUCGAAAACAGAAUAAACGAGAACGUGAUCGCCCCCUUUAAAAAGUUAAGAGACUUUUUGCUUUUGACUAAGGGGAAAAUGUCAAAGACUCAAGUGACAAUCUGUCACGUAAUCGAAAAAAUUAUAGAACUCGAGGCGUUCCUUCGUGGAACUUAUUCCAAGCCAGACAAAAAAUCCUUUGGAAGGGACCUGAGCAGUUUCCAAAAGAAGAACGUUCUCAGGGCCUGGCUAUACAUCGAAGAUCAUCCAAAAAUUGAAAUCAACAAUUUCUUUGGUAAAGUGCUGGGCUAUAUAAAGUGUAUGGAGAAUCAAUUGUGGAUCUGGGGCUUCUACAGAUAUGAUGGAGACACUGAUGAUAUCCUGAUAAAUGCUACUCACUUUUCUAUUGUUGGCCCCCCCGAAGAUGAAUCGUCUGAUUUAGAAAUGACGAUGGAAGAGGACACAGAGGAGGAUACGGUAGUUAUGGAGGCUGUAGUGGACCAAGACGGAGUGCUGCAGACAAGUGAAAACGUAAUUGAAGGGAGCACUAAUGAAUGUGGAGGUCCUCAUAAACAAUUCGAGAACGCCUUUUUAAAAUACGUCUACCAAGAGUAAAAAAAAAAUAUUAUUUUUGCCAUUAUCUGAGGUUUGCCAUCUGCUAUAGCGUAUCAAUAAACACGUUCACUAUGACAGUGCUAUGAAGAAAAAGAAGACAAAUUGAGGUUAGCAUUUGAGGUUAAGG
Molecule: messenger RNA, 3453 nt
Organism: Agrilus planipennis (emerald ash borer)
Lineage: Eukaryota; Metazoa; Arthropoda; Insecta; Coleoptera; Buprestidae
Exons: 10
Coding region: 234-3326 (1030 amino acids)
Cellular component (GO): nucleus
Molecular function (GO): zinc ion binding
Source: RefSeq, a predicted model, not a curated record